GUAGACUAGAUCUGGCUGAAGGACAUAACACUGUACCAUGCUCCGCAAUGGCCUAGGAAAGACCUUUCGAUUUCUGGGGUAUACUGUGCAAUAUGGCUGCGUAGCGCACUGCGCCUUUGAGUACCUUGGAGGGAUCGUUGUGUGUUCUGGACCUUCAAUGGAACCAACCAUUCAGAAUUCUGAUAUUGUCUUUUCGGAGAACCUUAGCCGCCACUUUUACUGCAUUCGAAAAGGAGAUAUUGUAAUUGUGAAAAGCCCAAAUGACCCCAAGUCAAAUAUCUGUAAAAGAGUAAUUGGCUUGGAAGGGGACAAAGUCUGCACAAGCAACCCUUCAGAUUUCCUUAAGAGUCACAGCUAUGUGCCUAAAGGACACGUUUGGUUAGAAGGUGACAACCUCAGGAAUUCUACAGACUCGAGGUGCUACGGACCUGUUCCUUACGGACUGAUAAGAGGACGGAUUUGUUUUAAGAUAUGGCCUCUGAAUGACUUCGGAUUUCUACGUGCAAGCCCUAAUGGUCAUAGAUUUCUUGAUGACUGAAAGAUUUAAGUGACUAUUGCCAGCUUUCAUAAUAUUUUCUACUGAAGUCAUGGAACUAUUUUUGUUUAGAAUAAACACAAGUGUUACUUGA
Molecule: messenger RNA, 629 nt
Organism: Eurypyga helias (sunbittern)
Lineage: Eukaryota; Metazoa; Chordata; Aves; Eurypygiformes; Eurypygidae
Gene: IMMP1L
Product: IMP1 inner mitochondrial membrane peptidase-like (S. cerevisiae)
Exons: 5
Coding region: 38-538 (166 amino acids)
Cellular component (GO): mitochondrial inner membrane peptidase complex; membrane
Molecular function (GO): serine-type endopeptidase activity
Source: RefSeq, a predicted model, not a curated record